This is a messenger RNA of Python bivittatus (Burmese python), 906 nucleotides long. It is a transcript of the gene CLTA, whose product is annotated as clathrin light chain A. The record is from RefSeq and is a predicted model, not a curated record. Lineage: Eukaryota; Metazoa; Chordata; Lepidosauria; Squamata; Pythonidae. Gene Ontology annotation, molecular function: structural molecule activity; clathrin heavy chain binding. Gene Ontology annotation, cellular component: postsynaptic endocytic zone cytoplasmic component; plasma membrane; clathrin coat of coated pit. Gene Ontology annotation, biological process: intracellular protein transport; clathrin-dependent endocytosis.
GGCGCCCCUCGGCCGGUGGCGGGAAACGGGGCACUGGGGGUGGGCGGCGAGGAAGACCCAGCCGCCGCCUUCCUGGCCCAGCAGGAGAAUGAGAUUGCGGGCAUCGAGAACGACGAGGGCUACAACAUCCUCGAAAACGGCGAGGUGCCCGUCGGGAUGCAAGGCCAAGACGCGCUGUCCGCGGAUGCAAUUGAUGGAGUGACGAAUGGUGAUAUCUACCAGGAGAGCAAUGGUCCUACAGAUUGCUAUGCUGCUAUUUCUCAAGCUGAUCGCCUGCAGACAGAACCAGAAAGCAUCCGCAAAUGGAGAGAAGAGCAGAGGGAGCGCCUAGAAGUGCUUGAUGCAAACUCUCGAAAGCAAGAAGCAGAAUGGAAAGAAAAAGCAAUAAAGGAGUUGGAGGAAUGGUAUGCAAGACAAGAUGAGCAGCUACAGAAAACAAAAGCAAACAACAGGGCAGCUGAAGAAGUCUUUGUGAACGAUGUUGAUGAUUCAUCUCCUGGCACCGAGUGGGAACGUGUGGCUCGACUCUGUGACUUUAACCCCAAGUCGAGUAAGCAGGCGAAAGAUGUGUCCCGCAUGCGCUCAGUGCUGAUUUCACUCAAGCAGGCUCCGCUGGUUCGCUGAAGGGAAAGCACACCUUACACUACAAAUGCAAUAUCUAACUUUACUCAGAGAAGCUGUGUUUGCAGUAAUUGGAUUAAUUAUGUUUAAAUGUUUUGUUUGUUUUUGGACCAAACCUCACAAUGUAUUUAGAGUUUGAUCAUUGUUCUGUGAUUGCAUGUUCCUCCUCUGUGUCCUCCUGGUGUCCAAACUGGGAGAAAACUUCCAGAACUGUAAUCUCUAUGCUCUUGUGCAUUGAGAUUUGACUUUCAACUGUACUGAUAUUAAAGGUCUGUUUAAAUUGCG